Messenger RNA from Triticum dicoccoides, 700 nucleotides. RefSeq lists its product as uncharacterized. NCBI's taxonomy places the organism in Eukaryota, Viridiplantae, Streptophyta, Magnoliopsida, Poales, Poaceae. The transcript has 2 exons. Bases 87 to 395 code for a protein of 102 amino acids. The record is from RefSeq and is a predicted model, not a curated record.
CCCCCACCCCCUUCUUCCCCAUUUCCACUUCCACACACCACCUCCCAAAUCCAGAGCCUCCCCACCCAGCUGUUCCACCGACAGUGAUGUCCACAUCCGGUUCGUCCUCCGUUUCCGCCGACCGGGACAUCCUCCCCCUGAUCCCCUGCCCGGACUGCGGGGGCCUGAGCACCACCAUUGCCUCCCGCGGCGGCUACCGCUCCAGGACUCAGAUCUACAAGUACCUCCGCCGCAGCGCUGUUCUUGGCUGGUUCUUCCGCUGGUCAGACGGGUACGCGCUGGCCGAUAUUGCAAGGAUGACCCUCCUCCUCGGCGUGGCCAAUCUGCUCGUCAACAUGCUUGUUCUGGCUCUGGUGCUGCGGCUGCUCGCAAAGCGGAAUGCAUCUAUGGCGUAAUCUAAUCUAGAUGCUGGUGGAUGGCCGUAGUAUCAGUAGUAUUAGCGUGGUAGUAGUCCCGCCGUGUUAAUUAGUGUGGCUGUAGCCCCGCUAUGGGCUUUGGUUAGUGCAGUCUCUCUCUGUGUCAAAUUAGUGCGGUCUCUUCAGUGUCAGCAAGCUGUAGCUUUGGGUUGGACGAUGGAGUGUGUAACUUGCGGCUGUGCCACCAUUUGUCUGGUCUGGUCAGCACGCUUGCAAAAUAUGGUCCACUAUGUAGUAAUCCAUGAGCACUUGUAUCUAAUUAAUGGAUGUUGUUUGCCAAGUUA